ACCACCGUGACCACCACCAACCACCGUGACCACCACUCAACCACCGUGACCACCACUCAACCACAACUCAGCCACCGUGACCAACACUCAACCACCGUGACCGCGACAACUUAAGCACCGACGCUAAGAUCAGCAGCAGCAGCUUAAGGAGGCUCGCUCCGAACGCGGACAAAAAAACCCAACAGCUCAAAGCCGCGCUCAGCUCAACACAGAAUCAUCAGCAGCAGCAGUAGCAGCAGCAGCGGCAGUAGCGGGCAGCAUCAUCCCUCGGCGUGCGCAGCGAUGAUGAUGAUGAUGUAGAGCGAGAAGCGCAGCCGCUCAAGGAAAUUAAACAUCGCCUGGAAGCACGACAGCGGCUGAGUAAGCGAGCGAGCGAGCGACAUUCAUUGGACUCGUUGUCCUGGCGGCUCGCGAGGAAGACAGAAGAAGAAGGAGGAGGAGGAGGAGGCGACGGAGGAGGAGGGGGGGGAGUUGUUGUUGUUGUUGUUGAGUUGAGGACCACGCCACGCGCUGCCUGAGACGCGCGUGCACCUCACGAGGGAGCCGCGCUGCGGGGUCGCUCGCGACUUUGUGGAAGCGCCGGCGGGGGCAGCCUCGGCGUGCAAUGGAAGUUGCCUUCUCGUUCGCGGUCUUCUGCUACAUGCUCGCCUUCCUGCUCAGCGCCUCGCUCAUCUUCUUCUCCGUGUGCCACAUCAUUGCCUUCGACGAGCUCAAGAAAGAUCUCCGCGCGUCCACGGAUCCGGAGAGCAACCCCAAUCAGACGCAAAUGGAGCGGCUAAGGAAGGUGGAGCGCAUCUGCCGAAUGCUGAAAAAGAUCAUAUCGCCUGAGUACUUCAUCCACGCACUCUUCUGCCUCAUGUUCCUCUGCGCCAUGGAGUGGCUCACGCUCAGCCUCAACACUCCGCUGCUGUGCUACCACGUGUGGAGGUACUUCCACAGGCCUCUGUUAGACGGCCUGUACAGCCCCACGAGCCUGACGAACGUGGAGGUGCUGGGCUACUGCCAACGGGAAGGCUGGCUCAAGCUUGGCUUUUACCUUCUCUCCUUCUUCUAUUACCUCUACAACAUGAUAUACACGCUCAUCGCUAACGUAUAGAGAGAGGAGAGAGAGAGGAGAGAGAGGAGAGGAGAGACAACGACUGGAGGUCCGGAGGGAUACGAAGAGACAUUUUUUCUAAAACAAAAGAGAACAGCAAAGACCACGGGACAACGAUGACUGAAGUUGUUUUUUGCUGUUUUAUUUUUUUUGUAUUCCCGGAGAAGACUGCUGCUGCUGCUGGUCGUGGUCUCUCUCUCUCUCUCUCCCGCUCUCUCUUCUAAAACAAAACCUCUGAACGGUGGACUCGGCAUCUGCCGCUCAACUCGCGGAGGAGUCUCAUCACUGGGGGUGUGGGGUGGCCACGUCGCAGAGGGUGGCGGUGGUGGCGGUGGUGGUGUGAGGCUGGCGGGGACGACUUCUCAAGUGACUGCGGAACUUCACUUUUGUGCGUGGGUCCAAUCGGCAGUGAAGAGUGGCGAGCGGUGGCGGUGAGGACGACGGAGCUCAUCUGCACCCGCCCCCCACCGCCGCGUUCCGAAGGCGCGCGGAGGAGCCGGGUCGGGGGGGGGAGGUGAAGCAGGGGAGCGCCUCUUCCUCCGCAUCCUGGGAAAGAGGAAAACUAAUUUUACAAACUUACGCCGCUUCGUGUGUAUCAUCGCUCGCUCUGGCUUUUUUUUUUAAUCGCGGGAAAAUUCUGAAAUGAAUUGUUCUUUAUUUUGUAACCGCGCAAACUGGCGCAGAAACUCCUUUCCAAUGACUUCGCGAUUGAUGGUUUUGGUUUUUUCUUUCAUGGUUGUUGUUUUUGUGUGUGUGUGUCUGUGAGCAGAAGAAUAACGGGAAGAAUUUUUUUCAGAUAUUGCCCGAUGGUGGAAACCCUCUGGAGAUUUGGAAUGAGCGAUGUGAAAGGACCUCUGUUGGUUUUAAGUUCGCGAUGGAGAUUUAAAUUCGCCGGUGGGAAGGAGAUUUGGAAUGAGGGAUGGGAAGGGACCGCUGUUGGUUUUAAGUUCGCGAUGGAGAUUUAAAUUCGCCGGUGGGAAGGAGAUUUGGAAUGAGCGAUGGGAAGGGACCUCUGUUGGUUUUAAGUUCGCGAUGGAGAUUUAAAUUCGCCGGUGGGAAGGAGAUUUGGAAUGAGCGAUGGGAAGGGAUCUCUGUUGGUUUUAAGUUCGCGAUGGAGAUUUAAAUUCGCCGGUGGGAAGGAGAUUUGGAAUUAGCGAUGGGAAGGGAUCUCUGUUGGUUUUAAGUUCGCGAUGGAGAUUUAAAUUCGCCGGUGGGAAGGAGAUUUGGAAUGAGCGAUGGGAGGGAACCUCUGGACAUUGGAAUUAACAACAACAACAAAACACAAUCGCAAUGUGGAAUCUCACAAACAAAAUGUUUUCCUGGCACCCCAUAACACCCCACCCCACCAGGCGAGCGUGGCAUCUCCAUAGGGCCGCGGGUGUCAGUUCUCAAAAGCGUCCGUGCGAUUGGAAAUCCGAAUGCGGGUGUGCGACGUUUAUCCGCUCGACAUUAUUUACUUGUUGUUACUUUCUUAAACGACGGAAGAUAUAUGUCUUCGGGGUUUAUAUAUGUAUAUCAAUCCAUCAUCCCGUUUGCUACUGGCGUAUACACAAGUGUCAACGUGUAACGGCUCUCGCCUGCUAUUUUAUAGAGACUUUGUAAUUUGAAAAAAAACACAAACACAGAAAAAGGCGUGGUGCCAGAUCUACAAACUCCGAUACCGCCGCUGCCCUGCCACGGCGCGUGUAUCGGUGUUGUAGCCUCGCGGGCUUCGUCCGUCCGUAUUAGCAAGGGCAUGG
This is a messenger RNA of Petromyzon marinus (sea lamprey), 2835 nucleotides long. RefSeq names its product protein cornichon homolog 1-like. Lineage: Eukaryota; Metazoa; Chordata; Hyperoartia; Petromyzontiformes; Petromyzontidae. The record is from RefSeq and is a predicted model, not a curated record. Gene Ontology annotation, biological process: vesicle-mediated transport.